Aureococcus anophagefferens is the source of this 1242-nucleotide messenger RNA. RefSeq lists its product as hypothetical. The transcript has a single exon. The record is from RefSeq and is a predicted model, not a curated record. NCBI's taxonomy places the organism in Eukaryota, Pelagophyceae, Pelagomonadales, Pelagomonadaceae. Gene Ontology annotation, molecular function: transmembrane transporter activity. Bases 1 to 1242 code for a protein of 413 amino acids. Gene Ontology annotation, biological process: transmembrane transport.
AUGACGGUCGACCAGGAGGGCCCGACGCCCUGGCUCCAGGUCGCCGUCUGCGCCGGCCUCUACGCGGCGCCGUCCAUGCUCGUCGUCGCGCCGGCGCUCGUCGACGCGAAGAUCGAGAGCGAGACGGGCUGGCCCGCGUCGGCGCUCACCGUGGCGUCGAGCCUCAUGUUCGCCGCGUCGGCGCCCGGGGCGCUCGUCGGCGCGUCGGCCGCGGACGUCAAGGGCCGGCGGCCCCUGGCCGUGGCCAUGACGGCGGGCACGGGCGCGUGCCUCGCGCUCGCCGCCGUCGCGCCGCGGGGCUCCGGCGGCGCCGUGCUCUUCGGCGCCGCGCGCGUCGCCGGCGGCCUCAUCUCGGGCGGCGCGGCGCCGACGUGCUUCACCUGGGCCAUGGAGCUCACGCCGAAGCGGUCGGCGGUGCGGGCCGCCACGGCGAUGAACGUGCUCUGGGUCGGCGGGCCGCUCUACGUCGCUAUGCUGCACGUGCUCUGCGCGCGCUGGUCCUGGCGGCUCGAGGUGCUCGGGCUCGCCGCGUUCGCGCUGGGCUUCGCGGCGCUCGCGCAGGCGACCGUGCCCGAGUCGCCGGAGUUCCUCGCGAGCCGGGAGGAGAAGAUCGCCGCGCGGCCGUCGUCGAGCGGCGCGGAGGUCUACGGCCUCGUCGGCGAGAUCGACGACGAGCCCGACGCGAUUCCCGAGAAGCUCGCCGCGCGCGAGGCCGCGGGGCCCCUGGCGGCGCUCCUCGGCGACGCGGCGACGCGCGACCCCCUGCUGAAGCUCAUCGUCGUCUGGGGCUGCGUGUCCAUGUCCUACUACGGCCUCACGUUCUGCGCGGGGUCGCUGUCGGACCGCGUCGUCGCGAACUUUGUUCUUCUCAACGCCGCGGACGUGCCGGGCUACGCGCUCGCGGGCUACGCGACGAAGCGCACCGGCGCGCCGGAGCGCAUCCUCGUGGGCUUCGCCGGCGCCGCGGGCGCGGCGCUCCUGGGCCUCGCGCUCGGCGCGCCGACGCUGCUCGCGAUCUUCGGCAAGUUCUGCACCGCGGGCAUGUUCCAGCAGAUCUACAGCAUCACGACGGACCGCUUCGAGCCCGACGUCCGCGCGACGGCCUUCGGCACCUGCCGCGUCGCGGCCAUGCUCGCGACCUUCGCGUCGCCGCCCCUGGCGUCCCUGCCGCUCGCCGCCGCCGCGCUCGUCUUCGCCGCGUGCUGCGGCGUCGUCGCCGCGCUCACGCUCGCGCUCCGAUAG